CCCGUUCAACCAAUCGGCGCUCUUUAGCUAAAUGCGUACAUUUCUAGGUUCGGUAGAGAAGGAAGGGAACGAGUGAGGUGUUGCACUGCAGGUCACAGCAGCUGUUUGGUCCUUGCUUAUUUAGUUCCGCCUAUCAACACGCCCUUGUUCCUCUUAUAAAUAUCGACCUCCACAGCUCACGGGGGCCAGUUUUCCGCAUCCCUCUCUCUGCCGUCGCUGUUGCCUGUUCCCCAGACCGUGUUGCUCAUCCCAGCUCCUCCACCCUCAGAAGACCAUGGAGACAGAAAUUGAGCAGCAAGACGAUGCUUCAUUCGGCAACACCGAGACAAACGGUAAGCGCCCUGCUGAAGAUGGAGAUGAGGAGAAAUCAUUCAAGCGCUCCAGGAACUCUGACGAGAUGGUUGAGCUCCGCAUCCUCCUGCAGAGCAAAAAUGCAGGAGCUGUGAUUGGGAAGGCUGGCAAAAACAUCAAAGCGCUGCGUACAGACUACAAUGCCAGUGUGUCAGUCCCAGACAGCAGUGGGCCUGAGCGCAUCCUGAGCAUCAGUGCCGACAUCGAGACAGUUGGAGAAAUCCUGCUGAAGAUUAUCCCAACCUUGGAAGAGUACCAGCAGUACAAUGGUAUGGAUUUUGACUGUGAGCUGCGCCUCCUGAUACAUCAGAGCCUCGCUGGCUCAAUCAUUGGUGUGAAGGGAGCCAAGAUCAAGGAGCUCAGAGAGAACACAAAAACCAGCAUCAAGCUGUUUCAGGAGUGCUGUCCUCAGUCGACAGAUCGUGUUGUGCUGGUUGGUGGUAAAACUGAGAGAGUGGUUGAGUGUAUCAAGACCAUGCUGGAGCUCAUCGCUGAAGCUCCCAUAAAGGGCCGUGCACAGCCCUACGAUCCAAACUUCUACGACGAAACGUAUGAAUAUGGUGGUUUCACUGUAAUGUUUGAGGAGAGGGGAGGCGGUCGCAGGCUAAUGGGAGGGUUCCCCAUGCGUGGGGGCAGGUCCAGCGGUGGGGACCGUGGGUUUGACCGAAUGCCCUCUAGCAGAGGGGGUCGGGGACCCAUGCCUCCCUCCCGCCGGGAUUAUGAUGAGAUAAGCCCCCGCCGAGGUCCUCCCCCACCUCCCCACCCGAGUAGGGUUGGUAGGGGGAGCGGGCGAGGGCGCAACAUGCCUAUGGGACACCCACACAGAGGAGGAGAAGAUCGUUACUAUGACUCGUACCGUGGCUCAGAUGACCGGUCCAAUGACCGAAGAGGCAGACCGGACCGCUAUAGCGAUAACAUGAGUGGAGGAGGAUAUGACAACAGUUCCUCCUGGGAUAGCUACCCGUCAGGAGGACGUGGCUCCUAUAAUGACAUGGGGGGCCCCGUCAUUACCACACAAGUGACGAUCCCUAAAGAUCUGGCUGGCUCCAUCAUUGGUAAGGGAGGCCAGCGCAUCAAACAGAUCCGCCACGAGUCAGGAGCCUCCAUCAAAAUCGAUGAGCCCCUGGAAGGUUCUGAGGACCGAAUAAUCACCAUCACUGGCACCCAGGAUCAGAUCCAGAAUGCACAGUACCUUCUACAGAACAGUGUGCUGCACCUGCUUGGACACAAGGACUAACCACACCCCUCUUUCUCGUUCUCUUCCUCGCUCUGUCAGCCAUUUAUUUCCCACAUCUCUCCCCCCCCCCCCCCCCCUCUUACUUUCUGCCUGCCUGUCUUUUUUUUUUUUUUCGGUCUCACUUCCAGCUCUGCCUCCCCACCCGUUUCCUCCCAAGACGUCCUCCUUCUACAGUUGCAUAGCUAUAUAUUUACAGUGUCAUUGACUUGUAAAUCGUGUAUUUUAUUAUUUUUUUUCCACUCUUUUUAUUUCAGUGUGAAGCAGUACUCUGGUCAUUUGCUGUAGACCCAGGAGAAUCAGAUUGAAGCAGACUCAGAUUGCCCCCUUCCCUCAACCUUUCUGCCCCUUUUCAACACAUCCCCUUCAGACUAUUAUUCUGGAUUGUGGGUGGCUUUUUUGAAUUUAUUUUUGUAUUUUUUAAUGAAACCUAUGUCCAACAUUCCUGUGCAUAAAAGAAAUGUAGAUGUUCCGCAUUUUAAGAGUGUGGUCCAUUAGUUUAUAGCAAACACUUUGCUUUUUUGUUUUUUAACACUCACUAUCAAAAUAUUCUUCGGUCUUCUGACAGACAAAAAUAAACAUAACCUUAACUUUUUGAUGGUUUGAAUUUUUAUGACUUGUAUCGGUAUGCUUGUGUGUGCGUGCGCGCGUGUGUGUUUGUGUGCGAGAGCAGACUUGGGUUAAGUGUGCUCUCGCUUGUCUAUAUUGGUCCCUUCACACAGUUAUACGACAUAAGCGCUGUGUUCAAACGGCAGAAUUUAAGCUACAAUUGAUUUAAUUUUGAACAAUUUGUUUUUAUUUUAGAGAUAUGGGAAAUGUCAUCUUUUACAAUGGACUUAAGGAUGCUUUAAGUUUCAAACCAGAUACAGAAGAAUUUGUAAGAAUAUCCAUGGCUUUCAGUGACUCGUCACAAAGGAAAACGUGUAGCUGGAAAUUUGUUUUGACAUUUUAUUCAAGUUUUGACAAACAUUGACGUACUUAUCUAUUUUGUCCCUGCAAUUUCCCGUGCUCUACACUUGUUUGCUACCUACCUGGUAGACCUCACAUUGUAAAAUGAAUAAAGAUGGUGCCACUUUUUACUGAA
Pungitius pungitius (ninespine stickleback) is the source of this 2669-nucleotide messenger RNA. It is a transcript of the gene hnrnpk, whose product is annotated as heterogeneous nuclear ribonucleoprotein K. The transcript is spliced from 17 exons. Lineage: Eukaryota; Metazoa; Chordata; Actinopteri; Perciformes; Gasterosteidae. The record is from RefSeq and is a predicted model, not a curated record. The coding region runs from base 275 to 1588 and encodes 437 amino acids. Gene Ontology annotation, molecular function: RNA binding.